Spinacia oleracea (spinach) is the source of this 1773-nucleotide messenger RNA. Its product is annotated as F-box/LRR-repeat protein At4g14103. Gene Ontology annotation, molecular function: protein binding. The record is from RefSeq and is a predicted model, not a curated record. NCBI's taxonomy places the organism in Eukaryota, Viridiplantae, Streptophyta, Magnoliopsida, Caryophyllales, Amaranthaceae. The transcript has a single exon. The coding region runs from base 42 to 1424 and encodes 460 amino acids.
CAGAGCACACAUUCAUUCUAUAAUUAUAUUCCUAAAUUGCGAUGGCUAAAACAAAGAAGAUGAACAAGGUAGAAGACAGAAUAAGCAGCUUACCAGAUAGUCUUCUCAUCACCAUAAUCUCUCUACUCCCUCUCGAUUUGGCUGCCGCCACCUCCGUCUUAUCUCGGCGAUGGCGCCACCUUUGGAAUCACAUUACCUACCUCUCCCUACAUUUUCCAAACAACCCUAAGUUGGAUGAAUUGGAGUAUUUUUUCGCAACUGUAAAUCAUAUCCUAUCCCAAAUUAAAUCCCCCAAAAUCCACACUUUUGUACUUCGUUUCCCUGCUGGUAUAUUGUCCACACAUCGACUUCUGGGUGAGGCGACCCCAAAUAUCUCUGGUUUUUGGGUUCCUUGGAUUACUCAACUCUGCCGUCGAAAUCCAGAGGUAAUCGAGGUAAACUUUCGAAGUUUUUCAGAAACCAAACAAAUCUAUGCGAUGCCCAGUUGUCUGUUUGAAACUCAAUCACUGGUGAAACUAACAAUUUUUCCAGAACUUGAGUUUAAAUUACCUGAUAAUCAGUUGUCAUUCGUUGUUCUUCCUAACUUGAAGAAGCUUCAGCUGUGUCUCAAUGAUUCACAUCGUGUUUUGAUGGGUACCCUUUUUAAGUGUUGUCCAGUAUUGGAAGCUUUAUAUUUAAACCUAACGUUGUUUGAGAAGGAUCACUUAAUUCAUAUAUUAGCCCCCAAUUUGAAGACUUUAAUGAUCCAAAUCGCUGACAACGAUGACGACAUUGUCGAUAGUAAAUUUGUGAUUGAUACUCCUAAGUUAGAACAAUGGGAUAUAAUGGAUUGUUUAGCUUUUUAUGAUUUGGUUAAGAUUCCCAGUAAUUUACAAGUGACAGUUUCCUUACAUGAAGCUUAUUUCUAUGGUGAGAAAGAUUAUGAUAAUCAAUUACUUGAUUUAAUUCGAGUGAUUUCUUGUGCUAAAUCCCUUGUAAUAGAAGAUGCUGGUGGUCUUCUAUUGUAUUGUCUUUCUAAAUUGGAGAGAAAUUCAAAUUCACUUCCAAUCUUCCAUAACUUGACCCAUUUUAGCUUUCCCUGCAACUGGGAAGAGUCGUUUCGUUUACCCAGUUGUUUCUUAGGUAACUUACAGAGGCUACAGAUACAGGAUUUGGAUUGCGCAAAAUAUGAUUUCAAGUUUGUACAACACAUUUUGAAUGAUGCUAGUUCUUUAGAGAUGCUUCAAUUGUCUUUUAAUCAUCCAUCUUUUGGACUAUCACCAUCUAGGAAAAGUAAACUAGAGGUGGAAUUCAAGUUCUGUAAGAAACUCUUCAUGCUUCCAAGGAGUUCACCUGAUUGUGAGAUUGUCUUCUCCUGUGAAAGGAUCACUGCUUCAAGUAACGACUUCAGAGAUGGUGUACUUUCUUGCAAAAUCGUAGAUUGAUAUCACAUUAUCAACUGCGUAAAACUGAGUUGUGUGUAUGAUAGAUAUCAGGUUCAAAUCUCCAUCCCCAUUUGUAAUUUGUAUUGUUCCGGCGAUUACCCAUUUUUUACACCACUACUCUUCUAUUUUGAAAUAAUAGUUUUUAAUUACCUUCAUGAUGCAUAUUUGCAUACUAUGCGCGCAAAUGUUUGUAUUUGAAUUUCUAAGGAAAAUAUGUUUGAUUACAAUGCCUUCGCAUUUUCAGAGAUUUGGAGCCUUGUAUGAUUGAAAUAAGGUGGAGUAAUUGAUUUGCGGGUUUUGAUGUUGCUUUGUAGAGACCAAAUUCUUAAUAUACUUCUAUUGAUUGUGA